AUGGAGUUUCUCUCUCUAAUUCAAGAGCUUAAUCAAGGCAAACAACUCGCUAACCAACUCCGUACCCAUCUCCAUCCUUCCUCUUCCUCCCAUGGCAUUCUCUUAAUCGAUAAGAUUCUUCGUUCUUACGAAAACGCACUUUUGGCUCUCUCCGGCGGUGCUGCUGCUUCCGUCAAUUCCGCCAUUGCUCCGGUCAAUGCGGCUGUCCAAGAUGGAGAUGUGUCCAAAAAGAGAAAGGUAAUGGCGAAAUGGAGUGAACAGGUUAAGGUUUCCUCUGCCUCUGCUGUUGAAGGUCCUGGUUGUGAUGGAUUUAGUUGGAGAAAGUAUGGUCAGAAGGAUAUUCUUGGAUCCAAAUUUCCCAGAAGCUAUUUUAGAUGCUCACAUCGCUUUACACAAGGAUGUUUAGCAACAAAACAAGUUCAAAAGUCAGACAAUGAUCCAACAAUUUAUGAAGUAACUUACAAAGGAAGACACACUUGCAACAAAGCCCUUCAUUCAACAAACACACCACAAGAACACCAAAACACAUUCCUUCAACACCCAAUCCCACCAAAACAAGAAGAUAAGCCAUUGCAGCAGUUACAUGAUCCUUUAUGCUUCAUGUUCAGCUCCGACCCCAUUCGAGUAAAAUCCGAGGACUUAGAAUAUGCUAAUGGUGGCCUCUUUCAACCACUUCGUACCCCGUCCCCGAUGUUUGGUUCUGAAGUUCAAGAUGACUUAAGCCCUUUUAGGGAAAGUGAGUGUUCUCCGACGUUUGAAUCGAAUGAUAUGUUUGGAUUGUGGUGUGAUUUCGAAACUGAGUUUGUGUCGAUUCCUAGUUCAAUGACUAAUAUUUCGAUUGGAGAUUUGGAGGAGUGUUUUAGUUUUGAUAACUUGGAGAUGUUCUGUUGA
This is a messenger RNA of Cucumis sativus (cucumber), 891 nucleotides long. RefSeq names its product probable WRKY transcription factor 46-like (gene WRKY50). NCBI's taxonomy places the organism in Eukaryota, Viridiplantae, Streptophyta, Magnoliopsida, Cucurbitales, Cucurbitaceae. Gene Ontology annotation, cellular component: nucleus. The record is from RefSeq and is marked provisional. The transcript has 3 exons. Gene Ontology annotation, molecular function: DNA-binding transcription factor activity; transcription cis-regulatory region binding. The coding region runs from base 1 to 891 and encodes 296 amino acids. Gene Ontology annotation, biological process: regulation of DNA-templated transcription.